AUGUCAGUAACAGGUUUGCCAACAUUACAACAAGAUAUAAUACGCUAUGGUUUGUCCGUUUACUUUGCACUGGGCUUGCUAGGCAAUAUUUUCAAUUGUCUUAUGUUCACACGAUCAUGUUAUCGUCACAUACCAAGUUCAGUAUAUUUUCUGGCUCUUUCAAGCUUCGGUAUUAUCUAUAUCAUUUGGACUAUGUUUCCAUUGAUGUAUACACUUAAUAAUCCUGAUCCUCAAACACAAUCGGCAAUUUAUUGUAAAACACAAAAAUAUGAUAUGGAGACAAAUGACAAGUGUAGUUUGUGCGGCAAAAAGAUUCAAGAAGGGGAAACCAUAAAGACGAUGGUAAACGGUCUGCUCGGCCAUCAAGCGUGUCUAAAAAAAAUUUUUGAUAUCCCUACGCAAGUGUACAACCCAAACGGAGUCAGAAAUCCGCUGAGUUCAAGUGAAUCCACUCUGCAUACAAUACAGAUAGACGAAAAUCAUUGGAAAUGCAAAGAUUGUUCGACGCAAAAUGUCAACUCAACUAGACGAUGCGGAGGGUGUGGUAAAACGCGAUCUAAUCAAAAUACAUCUGGCAGUAGUGCGUGGAACACGGCACUAAACGGGGAAGAAUGUGGGCCCACAUCGGCACCCGGUGCACCAAAAUCUUCUGAACGAUACCUGCCUGCAAAAUUAGAUAAAAAAGGCACCUACGAUGAUGAUGAUGAUGAUGAUGAUGAUGUGCGAUAUGAAUCGAAAAGCACUUCAGGUAAAAACGCAUAUCCUCAACAUCAUCAAGAUAAAAUACUUGCCGAAGAAAAGAAACAUCGAAAACCAGUAAGUUAUGAAGACGAUGACAGUGACGAUUCCGAGCCGAAAGUCGCAUCUAGCAAGAGGCUAUAUCCUGAACUUCCUCAAGAUGAAAAGCCUAUCAAAGGGAAGAAAACGUCGAAACCAAGCCACCAUUCUGAUGAUGAUGACGAAGAUCGAUCGACUGCAAAGUCGAAAAAACCAAUACCAUCAACAGGAAAGAAGUCAGAAAAAACUCGCAGUCCAUCGCCAUCCACGUCGAAACAAUGGGCAACGGUUUAUAUUACUGAUUUGCCAGUGCAUAUACAGAGCAAUUCCAAAAUGGAAGCACUAAUUAGUAAGCGAGUAGAAGACAUGCUGCAAAGUAAGCCAAAGGAAGUCAAAUGCUAUUCAAAACUAGGCAUCGGUGUUAUUUGUGUGGCCAAUAAUGAACGGAAAAAUCGUCUGUUGAACACCUUUGGUAGAAUUGCAUUAGAUCCGAAAGAUGGAAAAAAUUACAUUGUAUUUGUUGAAGACAUUCAACUUAUUUCAUAUAUGGUUCUUGAAGUUACAAAAGAGGAAGAGAACCAAAUGUUACCAACAGCAACUGACAUAUCGCGUCGUUGGGUCGAACUACAUAAAGGAGAAAGGCCAGUAUCGUGUGACGUAUUAAACGCUCAGUUUCCAAAUAUUUAUCGAGUUAUUUCGUCAUCGUUGGAGGAACUUACCAAUCCAUCACUUGAUGGAGCUUUCCGUAUAAACAAAUUCCUAGGUCACAUAUAUUAUUGUGCGGAUUGCUGUUUCUUUGAAGAUUUACCUCGUACAAUCACGAAACAACGUAUACACGACGCGAUUGCUAUGGAAAUUAAACAAUCAAGCCUUUCUCAGACUUCUCUCUAUGUUCAAGUAAAUAAACGAUCGGAUUCUAUGUGUGUUAUUUCCGCAGAUGAAGCAAGAUCAUGGUCAGCAGAAAGUUUCAUUACUAUCGAUAAAACUAUGUUACGAAAGAAAACUAAUCUUGCAUGUCGAUUAGUAAUACAUCCAAUUCCAGAAUCAUACUCUAUUCAAAAUAUCAUUAAACAUCGACAAUUCCAAAAUGCUGUAACGUCUCAUAAACUUGUUGGAGAUCGUCUUAUUCUGGAAUUUUCCGAUAAAAAUGUGUUUGACCAAUGUUUAGACCGUGGUGCACUUCGACUUGAUAGUGGCGAAGUUCUCAGUGUAGAUCUUUGUAAUUCCUUAAAUAAUCCAGAUGGAAGCGACAUUGAUGACGAGACAUGGUAUAGAGCGGACAUGCUACAAAUGAAACCGGAUAUAAUGCAAUUUUUAAAUAAUCCUAAACAUAAAAUUUUUCGUCUUCGAUGGAAUGCACAGCUCUGGAGUGAGCAAUUCGAACGCGUGGCAAAACAAAAACGUGAUCCAGCUCAUGGUGCAGUACAUGAUCCAAACAAUUCAACACCGGAUCAGAUUCGUCAUUUACUUCGCGUCACUGUCAUGUUGAAUACACUUGCUGUAAUGCAAAAACGAAGCUUUAUGAUCAAGGAUCGUGAAAUACAAUUGAGAUUGAAAAAUCAAUUGGAGACUAUCGUAUAUAAUCAUAAGUCAACCAUCGAAAAAACAGAAAAAUUACCAUUAAAGAAAAUGCCGUACUCUCGGACUAAGAUUCGUGUUGUUCGUAAUGAUUGCUUGAUUGAAUAUGAAAACAUGGUCAAGAAGGGAAAACGACCUGUUCUUCUUAAUAUGGCAAGUGCAACCAGUCCCGGCGGUGGUUUUCGCAAAGGUGAUGGUGCACAAGAAGAGAAUAUUUUUCGUCGAUCUGACUAUUGUCGAAGUCUUGAUGUUGGUCUUGACGAUUUUCUUCGAGAACGUGUUGAUCGUUUUUAUUGUUCUUCUGACUGUCGUCUUGAUCGUGUAUCGGAUCCGAAUAGUAUGUAUCCAAUGGAUGAAUAUGGUGCUAUUUAUACAACAGGUAUCACCGUCUUUCGACAACCAGAAGAAACGGGUUAUGCGUUUAUGGAAAAACCACUAGAAGAUGUUUGCUCAAUUGCAAUGGCUGCAUAUCGUGAUCCAGAACUGAAGGGCAAUUUCUUAGCACCAAAAUACGCCGUAGGAACAAGAAAAAAGAUCGAAAAUAUUUUUGCUAUUGCCCAUCAUCAUAAACAUGACUGUUUAAUUCUAUCAGCCUUUGGCUGCGGAGCAUUUAAAAACCCACCUGAUCAUGUCGCCAAACUCUUCUAUUCGGUUAUCGAACAAUAUGCUGGCCUUUUUGAUACCAUUGUUUUCGCCAUCGUUGAUGAUCAUAACGCUGGCCGUCAGCUUAAUCCAGAUGGGAACUUUAAACCUUUCGCUGAUGUCUUAGAUGAUCGAUAUGUAGAACCACCUACAUCAAUAGAUAAUCCAGACACCAUAAUAGGUCCAUAUCUACUCUUAAGUGAUGGAGUAAAUGUUGCUGAUGUGAAAAUAUUCCACCAAACACCUUGUAAUCAUGGUGCUAAGUGCGUUGAAAUGUACGAUUCUCACCAUAAUAACCAGUUCUCUCAUCCACCACUUUGUAUUCAAGCAGCGACUGAUGGAAAAUGCAAGCGAACAGAUGAUGUUAUUCAUAUGACAUCAUUCAUUCAUCGAAAUCAAUGUCGAGAUGGUGGUUUGUGUAAAAAGAUCAAUGAUGAAAGUCAUAGCCGAGAAUUCGAACACCCAAGCUAUUGUCCUGAAGAAGGUCGUUGUCAGAAUCAAGAAAGCGCCCAUUUAAAACAAUAUCGACAUUUACCUCUUUGUGAAAAGGGACUCAAAUGUAUGGAAUAUCAAAGAGAAAUUACCAGUCAUUGCAAUAAAUAUCGUCACUGUGCUCCACAAUGUUCCCAUGGUGGUCUAUGCGCGAUGUUUCAUGACAGAGAACAUGUCGAAGAGUUUAAACAUCCGUUUGCUUCACCCUGUCCUCGAACACCAUUUGAUUGUCCUCAUUUUAUAGCCUUAUCAGAAGCCAACAACACUCAAGGUCUCCCUCAUUCUAUUCAAGAACAUUGUAUUAAGUAUGCCCAUGUAUGCAGAAAGGGCCGUUACUGUACUGAUAACACUUCAUUACAUUUAUCUAAGACAAUUCAUGUCGCUCGUAACGAGUGUUCAUCUGGAGAUCGAUGUAAACGGCUAGCUGACGAAGAACAUUUAAACUCAUUUUCACAUCCCAAUGUUCCCGAUGUUCGACCAGUCUGUCAGUAUGGGGACAAAUGUCGCGAACAGCAUAAAUUUGAUCAUAAAGUUAGUUAUCGGCAUCCAUCAACAAGUGCAGACGGGGUAGUACAAUAUUAUGGUUCGAAUGAGGAUACUGAUUUUGUACAAAAUCAAAAGCGAAAUGUACUGGCAGUUGAAGACUUCAUUUCAAGAAAUAAUUGGAAACCCUUACCGUCAGGGUCAAUUCCUCAUGAGAUUCUCCAUUGGGUGCGUACCGUAAAACCUAUUCACCGAUGCAGUCCGCUUAUAUUUGAGUCAAUAUUUUUACACGGUCAUGUGAUGAGUCGUGAAUACAUGGAACACUUGAAAGAUCCGGCUUUCGUUGCUAAUUCUGUUUUGCAUCAUACUCGGAUACGUCGUAUCGAAGAACUCAAGGAAUGCGAAGAUGAUGCUAGACUAUAUGUAACUGCAUUGGUCGCAUUAGAAUUUGAGAAUAAAGGUUUUCAUGCAGGAACUGGAGUUCCUAUAGAUUUGUUCAAGACAGACGCAGGUAAAGAUGUUUCAGGUUACUCUAACAAACAAAUAUAUGAAUACGCCAUCAAGAAGAAAGAAGCUCGUCUGAUACAUUUAAUACAAAAAAAGGAUCUAGCUGUUUUGCGCGAGAAAGCUAUCGAAAUUGCUCAAGCUUCAAUUGAACUUCAUUCAACACCAGCUGGUAUUGGUCAUCCACCUGACAAAGCGUUGGGCACUGAUAAACAGGUGUUCAGCGUUCUUGGACCGAACUUCGGUCACUAUUAUGGUGAUGUUAUUAUUGUUUUCAAACGAGAAAUCUUACAUCAUCCUGACGCAAAUUACUCCAUGCAAGCAGCCACAAUGUUUCCCAGUGGAAAUGUUUACAAAUUGCGACCGUGGCUAGGUCCUGAUUCUGGUGAUGUUACAGAACGAAUAAAACAUUAUCACCGAACGAAGCUGCAUGCAUCCAUACCAGGAUAUGAGUAUGCUACCGCUCUCGAACUCAUAGCACUAAUUAGUCAUCAGAAAAGAUCAAAGAAAAUGGAUAUUAGUCUUGAUGAAAUUUUUGAUCAAUGGCUUCAAAAUGAUGCUCAUCACAAUAUUGAAGCACAUUUACCGCAGCUGAUUCCGCUCGAUUAUAUUGAUCACAUUUAUAUACCAAAAAAUUUGUUUGCUGCGCUUAGUGAAAAAACUAAGCAAGCAAUUGAUGCUCUUUUCAAACAUCACAUUACUCUUGUCCCACACGAUGGCGUAGCUAAUCAUGAAAGGGGACCAUUCGGACCAAACCCAAGAAUACCAUCACGAUCAAAAUAUCAAGAUUUUGUAGCUAAGAAAUUAAUCGAAGAAUACAAAGAUAAUGACAUUCAUUCUUCAACACAUUCCGUCGAAGGUGCAGUUAUUACUGUUCCUUCAUCAGCUUUUGAUGAUCAUUAUCUUCUACCUCUAACGAUAUCUCAAGCAUUUGCACAAUAUCGUAUUGAAAAGGCACAUCACACAUCUAAAGACAACAUUACCUAUAUCUAUUGGAAGGCUAUGCAUGGAGAUAUGAUGUUAACAUUAUCCAACGAACAGAUCAGUAACGAUGAGAAUCAGCCAAAUCUUCGUUGUUUGAUUUGCUACAUUGCACCAAAACCUGCAAUCAGUGAUGACGACGAUUAUCAUGAAGAAAUUUCCUAUUUGGCGGCUGCACAUCCAUUCAAACAUGUGAUGAUUCUCAGCAAAAGAUCAUAUAAAGCUAAAUCAAAUACUUUCUAUCGUGGCUGUAACGAUCCGGCUUUCGUUGCUAAUUCUGUUUUGCAUCAUACUCGGAUACGUCGUAUCGAAGAACUCAAGGCAUGCGAAGAUGAUGCUAGACUAUUUGUAACUGCAGUGGUCGCCUUAGAAUUUGAGAAUAAAGGUUUUCAUGCAGGAACUGGAGUUCCUAUAGAUUUGUUCAAGGCAGACACAGGUAAAGAUGUUUCAGGUUACUCUAACAAACAAAUAUAUGAAUACGCCAUGAAGAAGAAAGAAGCUCGUCUGAUACAUUUAAUACAAAAAAAGGAUCUAGCUGUUUUGCGAGAGAAAGCUAUCGAAAUUGCUCAAGCUUCAAUUGAACUUCAUUCAACACCAGCUGGUAUUGGUCAUCCACCUGACAAAGCGUUGGGCACUGAUAAACAGGUGUUCAGCGUCCUUGGACCGAACUUCGGUCACUAUUAUGGUGAUGUUAUUAUUGUUUUCAAGCGAGAAAUCUUACAUCAUCCUGACGCAAAUUACGCCAUGCAAGCAGCCACAGCGUUUCCCAGUGGAAAUGUUUAUAAAUGGCGACCGUGGCUAGGUCCUGAUUCUGGUGAUGUUAGAGAACGAAUAAAACAUUAUCACCGAACGAAACUGCAUGCAUCCAUACCAGGAUAUGAGUAUGCUACCGCUCUCGAACUCAUAGCACUGAUUAGUCAUCAGAAAAAAUCAAAGAAAAUGGAUAUUAGUCUUGAUGAAAUUUUUGAUCAAUGGCUUCAAAAUGAUGCUCAUCAGAAUAUUGAAGCACAUUUACCGCAACUGAUUCCGCUCGAUUAUAUUGAUCACAUUUAUAUACCAAAAAAUCUGUUUACUGCACUUAGUGAAAAAACUAAGCAAGCAAUUGAUGCUCUUUUCAAACAUCACAUUACUCUUGUCCCACACGAUGGCGUAGCUGAUCAUGAAAGGGGACCAUUAAGACCAAAUCCACAAAUACCAUCAAGAUCAAAAUAUCAAGAUUUUGUAGCUAAGAAAUUAAUUGAAGAAUACAAAGAUAAUGACAAUCAUUCCUCAACACAAUCCGUCAAAGGUGUAGUUAUUACUGUUCCUUCAUCAGGUUUUGAUGAUCAUUACCUUCUACCUCUAACGAUAUCUCAAGCGUUUGCACAAUAUCGUAUAGAAAAGGCACACCACACAUCAAAAGACAACGUCAUCUACAUCUAUUGGAAGGCUAUGCAUGGAAAUAUGAUGUUAACAUUAUCCAACGAACAGAUCAGUAACGAUGAGAAUCAGCCAAAUCUUCGUUGUUUGAUUUGCUACAUUGCACCAAAACCUACAAUCAGUGAUGACGACGAUUAUCAUGAAGAAAUUUCCUAUUUGGCGGCUGCACAUCCAUUCAAACAUGUGAUGAUUCUCAGCAAAAGAUCAUAUAAAGCUAAAUCAAAUACUUUCUAUCGUGGCUGUAACGGUCAGGAUUUUAUGACAUUUUGUUUACAAAUUCAUCGGUCAACAGGAAAAGUUAUUCUGUCACAUGCUGGUCCAAAUGGAAUCUAUAAUCAUGAAGAAAUAUCAUGCACAUUCGAUCGAUCAGAACUUGAUUUAAAUAAGAUGGAAUAUAUUCAUGUCAGUGCUGGCUCACACUCAGAAGCUGUUCGAAAUUUAAUUGUCUGUUUUGAGAAGCAAUCGAGCAUGCAUCCAACAUUUGACACAGAUUACGAGAGAGAUUUUGCUCCUGCAACAGAAAACAAACCACGCAAAGAACAUUCAGAUACCGAUCAUCGUAAACCGAAUAAAGAUCCUCAUGACGUGCCAGCAAAAGCAUCUGCUAAGGACGAGCCAGAAGAGGAAGGAUUGAUCACGAAAGCACUUAAUUUUUUCAAAGGUAGUAACAAUUCAGGGACAAAGCUGUGUUCAGACAAUGUCAACUGUUUGAAACAAUAUUCAACUGAUGGAAGAGAGCAUAAUGCUAAGUUCGUUCAUCCAUGUCCUUUUUCAGAAAAAUGUCGCGAUAAAGAUUCGCAUACAACACACACUCACGAACCACACGACGCGCCUAGAUGUUCCUACGAUAGAGACUGCAAGAAAUUAAAUGAUCCUUAUCAUCGAGCUGCUUACCGACACACAGGUCGUCCAGAUUUUCUACAACCGUGUCGUUAUCAAAAAGGUUGCAGGGAUAAAACCUAUGAUCAUCGCAUGAAAUAUUCUCAUGGUGAAGAGGUAUUCACAAAAUCAUCAUCAUCAUCAGCGGCAGCAGCAGCAGCAGCACCUUCUAAAGAAGAAAGUGAAAAACAUGAAUCCCACGAUCAUAGUGAGCAAACACCAUGCAGAGACGGACGUAGCUGUCGUGACAUCUCAACUGAUCACCGAAAACAGUUCUCACAUCCGUCGACUACAACAGCUAAUCGUGCAGGAAAUAAAAGCAAAACUCCAUGCAAAUUCGGCGUGAAAUGUCAUAAUUUCGACACGGACCAUCGAGCCGACUAUAGUCAUCCUGAUAAAUCAUAA
This is a messenger RNA of Adineta ricciae, 8160 nucleotides long. Lineage: Eukaryota; Metazoa; Rotifera; Eurotatoria; Adinetida; Adinetidae. The record is from the annotation of a GenBank genome assembly.